Molecule: messenger RNA, 6157 nt
Organism: Brienomyrus brachyistius
Lineage: Eukaryota; Metazoa; Chordata; Actinopteri; Osteoglossiformes; Mormyridae
Gene: samd7
Product: sterile alpha motif domain containing 7
Exons: 9
Coding region: 3905-5485 (526 amino acids)
Molecular function (GO): protein binding
Source: RefSeq, a predicted model, not a curated record
AUGGAUUACAUCACAUUCUGUGAUUAUGCUAUUAAUAGCCCCUGUUUUAUUCCGAAUUAGACUGUGGGGGAAGAAAGAAAGGUAUGUUGCUGGUGCGUUAUAACUUCCAACCUCCCACUCCGAGGUUGCAUUAAACCCUCCACUCUGGGGUGGAAUGUAUCGUUCAUAAGAUUAAAGAUUAAAAUCGACUGUACAUGAAAUUUAUUUGGUAACACCCAUACAAUGAAGUCUGAAAACACUUUCUCUGUGCCUCUGCCGCUGGUUACUUUUGACAUUAAGUUUUCUCAACGGUGAGUAUUCGGUGCCGGUACAUUCAAGCCACCUAAAGGUUAGAGAUGCAGGCUACCGCGAACGCGUCGUAAAUAACGUUACCGCAUGAAUGACGACUGUUCGUUAAAUGAUAAGAAAAGCUAAACGAGCGGUGGAAACACGUAGGCUGCGUAUCGCCAACACCACGCAUUUAUGUGUCAAGUAUUGUAUCUGUUAACUUUAUUUUUAAGCAGAACGUUUAACGUGUUAUUUUCUGCGGUUGUACGAGAUCACAGAUACGAAAAAGUGUAAUAGAGACUAAUAAGCACGUUCUGAUUAAUUUUGCGAAGAACCCUCAACGCAAAUCCACCGAACAGUAAAGAACGGACUUUAAUCAACUUCUGUAAUUACGUUUAAGAGUGAUUAGGUGGCCAGAUUACGAGAUCCAGCCUGGGAGUUUUGCCAAGACACUCGAAUUAAUGUUACUUCUCGCGAUAAGUGACUUGGGAUCCGUAAUGCCCAAUUGUGUUGGCAUCCAGUUUAACGUCAAUGAACAAUAUCUCGUGCAAAAGUAGCCUAUUUGAUGCCAACUAUUAGGUGCAGUGCUUGGCAUCUCACCCACUUAUUUCAAGCAAAUGUUUAUUUUUAUGGUUUGGUCAGUUGUUUACUAUAGAAUUCUAUUCCUCCAUCUUCUGUAAUCUUCAUCCAUUUUCUGUAAGUGUUUCAAUCACGGUUGUGGGGGUCCAGAGUCUAAUGUGGAGGCUAUGGGUGCAAGGCAGGGAACAGCCCAGGCAGCGACGCCAGCCCAUCGCAGGGCACACAUGAUUCAUACCAAGCACACCUACGGGCAAACUGGUAACUCCAGUUACCCUCUGCGUGUUUUUGGACUGUGGGGGGAAACCGGAGUACCCAGAGGAAUCCCCACGAUAACACUGGGAGAACAUGCAAACCCCACACAUGGCAUCAAUGCAGAGACUCGAACCCCGGUCCCAGAGGCAACAGUGCUAACCACUGUGCCGCACCAGAAUAGAACUCUAAGCGAAUGUAUAUUUUCAUGUACUGGUCAAUUGCUUGCCACCUCAAAUAAGCAAAAUCUAUACCAUCCAAACAGGAAAUUAAAUAUAAUCGUAUAUCCAGUAAACACAUGCUUACUACUGUGUUUUUCCUCAUCAUUCAGGUGGAAAAUGGCAUCCUUUCAGCGUUGAUCAUUUCACACACAGGCUAAUUCUGUAGGUUAACAGGUGAAUAUAUUUGUACAGGUGAGGCUGGGGGAGAGACAGUCAGUGCAUUAUAAAUGAAACAGAGUUUUGUGUGAGCUCACACCGAGGCCCCUUUGAUGUAUGCUUUGCUUUGAUUGAUGUGGACAAGUGUGGUCGCCACACUAUCAGAUAUCUUGUUUUGUCAGCAUACUUGUGGCCAGUAACAGGAAAUGACCCCCCUCCCCUACCAACAUCCAAUUCUCCAAAUAAUAAAGAACCGAUAAAAAACUACCUAGUUGCUCACUUUAUGCUGGACUCAUGCUCCGAAUAUCCAUCCAUCCAUUUUCCAAACCGCUUAUCCUACUGGGUCGCGGGGGGUCCGGAGCCUAUCCCGGAAGCAAUGGGCACGAGGCAGGGAACAACCCAGGAUGGGGGGGCCAGCCCAUCGCAGGGCACACUCACACACCAGUCACUCACACACGCACACCUACGGGCAAUUUAGUGACUCCAAUUAGCCUCAGCAUGUUUUUGGACUGUGGGGGGAAACCGGAGUACCUGAAGGAAACCCCACGACGACAUGGGGAGAACAUGCAAACUCCACACACACGUGACCCAGGCGGGUCCCAGAGGUGUGAGGCGACAGUGCUAACCACUGCACCACCAUGCCGGCCCUAAUAUCCACAGUGUAAAAAAUCUGCUUUGUUCUGCACAGCAGGCCGUGAGCGCCUGGUUAGCACAAACUGUCGGAUUAGGAAUUCUGAGAAGAUGAUCCUGCCCACACGUCCAGGAGGAUUUCUAACGGACCUCUCGGCAGCCGGGUUUCUGAGCUACAGCCGACCGAAGGCCCUGGCCACGCGAGCGGCAGGAAAAUAAGAGCGGAAAGUGGAAAGAUUUCCAAACCAACGCGCCAUGAGAAUCAGGAUCCAUGCCGAUGGUGCGGGAAUCCGACUCAGGGGCUCCUUUUGCCACCGGUGAAGGAAGCAGAGUAUUUAGGUGUCUUACCGCUGCCUUAAGCGCUAACAAGGGAUUAUUGAGGUAAACGAUGAAAGAGGCUUAGCUUCCAUGCUUAAGCAAAACUCCUGCAAUUACAUCCCAGCCAGUCGGACGGGAGAUCGCUGUGAUGUCAGGACAGGGAGGGCUUAGUGUCAGUGAUAAAGCCAGCUAAUAACGAUAAAAUGAAUCUGUAUUUAAGGGUCUUUUUUAAGCUGCAGUCGCUAACUGGCACGAGCGCAAGCAGGCGUGGUUUUCGAGCUGUCAAACCAAUACUUCUUCAGAUUUCAAAGCGAAAGUAUUUCAGUAUUAGCGAGCAACCAGUGUCAUCGCUGGAGAAGGAUACUCCGCAGGCCGGAUCCCUGCUUGAGCUGUUUAUUAUUUCCUCACUAUCGCCAGCCCCAGUUUACCUAUAUUUCUGCCAACAUCAGAGUACUUCAGACAUAGAGGAACAGAGGAGGAAGAGUACCAAACAACGUUGUUAGAUCAAAAGGUAUGGUGGCAUCCACAUCUGAGCGAACUCCUACUUCCCUCAUACCUCAUACUCAAUAGUGUAUUGUUAACACUUUAUUAUAAGACGCGUCGCCGCUGCUAUAAUGAUUUGUAUAGCAACAUCUGGUCUUCAUCUUACCACUACCUGCAAUGCCCAAGACAUUUUAGCGGCACAGAAAACCGGGACAUGCUAAAUUAAUCCCGUUCUCCCUGAUGAACACAGCGUACUUAAAAGCACUUUUUUGGAGGGUUGAAAUGCACGUCUGUGGAGUGAAACUUUAUCGAUGUGGGUUACGGCGCUGCACAAGGUGAUUUCCAAGAGACCCCCGCGCUGUGAAAACCUCAUCGAAUAGAUAACAGGACGCCUGCUGCAAACAUUACGCAUACCUGAAACCUGUCCGUUUUUUCUAUCAAACCGCAAGACAUUGUUUUCGCUUCUAUUAUGGUUUUAAAAAUAUCUGUAGGCUCUUUCUGCAGCGUGAAAGUUACCAGUUUUCUUUUUCUUUUUUACACAAGUGCAAAAACACUCGCUCACACUUGCUCACUUCACCACGUGUGAGGUUUUGCCCUGCCUGACAGCAGAUAGACGUGUUUUCUGCCUUAUGAACAAUUUCGCGCAAAUAAUGUUUUCCUCGGAAUGUACUUUACUAUAACCAUUCAUGGUGGGUUUUUAUUACGAAUCAGUGACAGUCAUUAUUAUAAUUUGUUAAACUGAUCGUUUACAAUCUAUGACGAUAUUGUAGAAUCAUUGCAAUUCCAGUCAAUGAAAAGGGAGCACGAGUGUUUCACAACAGUGGGGGAAAAACAUAUAAUGUAUCUCCUUACAUUGUCAUUAUUCUGUGAGCAGAUAGUAUCAAUGUCAUUAAGUCGCUUAUAAACUUUAAUACAACUUGUUAGAAAAACUCCGUUUACUGAAAACGUUCAGGUGACGUUCCGGGUGACGGUAGGGCGCCACCUGUCAGCUAGAGGGUGUCAUGACCCCACGGGAGCACCUGAGGAAGAUGACUGGGCUGGGGGAGCCAGGCACUCUGGACGAGAAGCAGUGGUACCGGGUGGUCAACGGCAUGUCCGGGGGGGAGCUGCGGCAGAGGCAGGAGCUGAUCAUGAGAAAUCAGAUGGUCAUGACACCCCAGCAUCUUACCCAGCAGCGUCUGCAGGCCCCCCCAGGGCAGUUCGAGCCCCGUUUCAUGGACAGGGAGCUGGUGCCCUCUACAGAGAUGGUACCUUCUGAGGCCAGGCAGCUCCACAUGCGGGCCAGCCUGGGCCCAUCUCUACCCCCACACUCUAGCGUUGUGCCGGCAAGGUCAUUCCCCGGAACAGGCCUGUCAGCGGGGUAUGGUUUUCUACCUUCGGAACCCUUGGAAACAGUUGCCCGGCGACAGGAGAUGAUUCACAAGCAGAAUAUAGCCAGAAUGGAGAUGAAUGCCAUCCUGCAUCAGAAAGAGCUGGAAACUGCCCACCAGAAAGGGCUUAUGGGUAUGGAGCCCCCCAUGAUUUACCAGGGGAUUCCCCCAAACGCCAUGGCCUUUCGCGGACGUCAGCGGAUUCCCGAGGGUCACCUCCCCAGUGAUGUCUUUGUCCAUCGCACCACACUGGAGGACUUGCAGGCCAACAGUCUGCUGAUGUCUGCUAGCCCAUAUCCGCCAAUCAGCACGCUGCAGAGGGAAAGAGGGAGGAGGAGCAGCAGGAGGGCAGCAAAUCACAAGAUGAUGGACGCAAACGCUACUGGAGCCAAGGGCCAAUCGGAUGACAAGGGCGUGGACCAAAGUCCAGGGGGAUCAGCGGAGGAAAAGGAGGGUGAAUCAAAAGGGGAGCCAGAGAAUGAGUCAGUGAGCAAACCAGACCACGUGAAAAUAAACACAGAACUGGCCUCUGGCAGUGGAAGGAACCACAAAGAGUGUAAAGAAGGCCCACGCAAGAACUGCAUCAUUACUCAGGAGGGCUGUGCAGACACUACGGACUCCCGAACCAGCACUAACGAGAAGGACGACCCCAGCACCGGCUCAGUUUUCCAUGAGAAGUUUGUCUACCCUUCCCCCUCUUACAUAUUUCCAUUAUCAAGCAACGGAUUUCUACCCCCUGGACCUCAUAGUUUUCUCAACAGUGAGGUAAUGUCGUCAGUUGAGGAUCUUCGAAAGUGGACAGUGGAUGAUGUUUACAGUUUCAUCAACAACAUACCCAGCUGCUCAGAAUAUGCUCAGACAUUUAAGGACCACAUGAUUGACGGAGAGACACUGCCACUACUCACAGAGGACCACCUCUUAGAUACCAUGGGCUUGAAGCUUGGACCUGCCCUUAAGAUACGAUCUCAGGUGUCUCGCCGGUUGGGCAGUAUGUUUUAUGCCAUGAACCUGCCGCUCACUGCUGGCGCCGCCCUGCAACACACUUCAGAGAAGACAGGAGAUCAGUCCGCUGAGAUCAGUCCCCUGCUGAACUGCAACAGCAUGGACAUGCUGGGAAGCCCCUGCCCCAGGGACCUGGAGAGUGUCAAGCCCCAGGAGUCCAUGCUGGGGCCAGAAAAUCCCCCUCCCCCUGUUUUGAAUGAGAAUGUCUAAAGCCAUAAGGAGUCAACAGGACAAAAAAAAAGAACCACUAAGAAACACACCAGUGUCCCUUUGUGUUAUAUUCCACUUUAUUAUUAAGCUCCACCUCAAGUCAAUAGUUCAAUAAAACUGAUGCAAAUUCAGUUGUAAUAUGUUAUGUUGGCAAUACAGCUCCAAACAUGAGUUCAUGUAUUAAUAUAAAAUGGUGGAGUGUGGUCAACCGCCAGCAGGCUUCUGCUGCAUAAAGUGAAAGUUACUGAAAAACUUAGAAGCAGUAUUUUUCCAUUUGAGGAUGAAAGCACCGACUGACUUUGUGUGUGCUGGAUGGAUUGUUUGUAACAUGACUUCUCUGUAAUUGUUUGUAAAUAGUCUCCUAGGACUGUUCUGUACCUUUAUCAUGAAGUAAUCUCGAUUUCUAUGUUUUUGAGUAGUAAAUAUGGUCAGUCAGUUCAUUCAAUUACAAUAGGGAUGUAGCCAAUUACAAUAGGGAUGUAAUGUAAUUGCUAAUUACCUGAAAACAUAGGGUCAUAAAAACGGAUUCAAUGGCUUAAUUAGAAUAGAAUAGUCCUAAUAUUUUUGUAACUUUAAAGAACCUAAAUAUCUAUAAUGUAAAUAUGGGUGUAGUCGUUUUUAAGGUACUGCCAUAAGUUAAGAAUUCGAAAGAAAUAAUUUUGGCAAUCUAAA